AUUUUUCGCUUAGUCAAAUGUGACCUUGUGGUCAGUAUUCCCAUCACAAUGUGAUUCCGGCUGAGUUGAUCAACAAUACCUUGGAAUCGUGUUAGUUGUUUAAGCAGGAAACUUAACAGAAAAUAGUACCACGAGUAUUUUUAUACGUGGUACGCAAUCUUUCAUGAUGCUGUCAGCAGACAUUUCACAGUUACCGACAAUUUGUUGUGUCAAUGAUGUAAGAAAUAUCCUGCAGAUUUUAGGUUUACCACUACCAGUUGAACUACAGAUGUUGAUGAUGCCUAGGAUUCUGCGUAAUCCCGUCAACCAGAUUCGUUACUCAGAUGUCAUUUUUUAUGCAGCUUGUGCACUGGAUUCUACAACUGUGACUUCUUUCGAGGCGAGUUCCGGACUAAACAAAUAUGACUUUUUUCUUGGAGGAGCUUGUAAUCCCACUACUUGGAGGAAAGAAGUGGCUAUUCCGAUUCUCGACCGUCUUGGCCUCACAUAUUAUAAUCCGCAGGUAGAUGACUGGUCGCCUGAACUCAUGGAACUGGAAAGGAAGGCAAAAUCAGUGUCGGACAUACUAUUGUUUGUUUUUGAGAACUGGAGAACGAGAGGAUUGGUCAGUCUUUUGGAAGCUACAUACCUUGCUUCUCAAAAAAAGCCACUAGUUUUAUGUAUAUCUAAAGUGGGAUGCACCGAUUUUCCUUCAGCAGCUGGUGAAAAUAUUUCCAAAUUGGAAUAUCACUUCUUAGAAGAGGCUAUGAAUUGUUUUAUUCAAUUGAUUAAGCGUCUCAAGAUACCAUGUUUUUCAGAAGUCGAAACUGCUGUAAAUUAUGCAGUACAUAAUAGUCAUUUAAGGCUUAAAUUUGCGGAAACCAUAACAAAUAAGGACAAGGAAUUAAUGAAUAAAAUACUAUUUAUAUCUAACAUAUUUCACGAAAUAAUCCGACGAGCUCCCAAGUCAGCUGAUAGUCAGAUCGUGUAUGAUCAAGUUCGUCAAGGAUUCAAGUCAUUAAAUGUUGAUCUAACCAGUGAUAGGAGUUUUAUUACUUAUUGGGAUAAGGUUAGUCGUUUUGACUUAUUAUCUUCAUUGUAUGCUGAGCAUAUACUGAAACAAAGUUCUCCAUCAUUAUUGGUUAUCUUAAAAAAAUAUCUUUCCAUUAAACUGCUGAGUAAUCGGGAUAAAUGUGAAUGCCUUGUAGGCGAACAAUUGGUGAAUUUAUUUGAAGGAACUCAGUCGUAUUCUGAAUUAAUGGAAUCUCCACUAAGCAAACAACCACUUGAUUCUUCAUCUCAGCUCAAUCCCUGCUUUCUUAGCGAUUCAAAUUAUGUUUCGAUUAAUUCCAAUAUUCAAACACUAUCUACAUCUCAUUGUUCAUCAUUACCGUUGUCAAAAUCAAAUAAUUCUAUGCAUUUGAACAAUAUUCAACCUUCUAAAAAUGUAACAUUUGAUAUUUAUAUUGCUGGAAUAUUGAAUGAGAAUAAAUUCAGUCAAUGUUUAUUAGAUAAUAUUAUUUUACCUAAAUUAAUUCAUUCGAAUUUAUCAUAUUAUCAAGCUGUACAAAAUAAUUUUCAUGAAUCAUUUGAAAGUAAUAAGAAUUUGUCAACAUUUUGUGAAGAUUUAGAAAUUGAACAGUUAGAAAUUCGUAAACAUUGUCGGCUUUUAUUGUAUAUAAUUGAUAAUAGUUCUUUUCAUUUAAUUACUCUAAUGGAGGCAGCCUAUUCUAUAGGAUGUCAUUUACCUGUAGUUCUUUUCAUACAAAUGUUUAAUUCUUCUAAUGAAACACACAUUAAUAGUUGUAAUAUUUCUCAUGAGAAAUAUGAACCUAAUUCAAUUCAACAAUUAAUAUACGAUGACUGUAAAGUACAACAAUUUUCUGUAAGUUCCAUUUUGGUCAAUAAAAAAAGAUUUUAUUUCAUCUAUUUUCUAUUUUAGGUUAAUAAUUUUGUUAAUAUUAGCAUGAAGAAGAAUACUCAUAGCAGUGAUGUUUCCAGUGAUUUCACUGAAAUAAAUUCUUCUCUUUCCAAUGAACAAUUAUCAAUGAAAUCUAAUUCUUUGGAUUAUGGCAUUGUAAUUGAUUCACAUCAUUCUGUUCAACAUUCUACCAAUAAUUUUAAUUGUUUAAGGGAUAACAAUAAAUCUAUCAAUUCACAACUACAUGAUAAUAAUAAAAAUAAUAAUAUUCCUAUGAAAUCACUUUCACAACAAGCCAUUAAGGAUUAUAAUCGUGUACGUAUGUAUUUAAUUGAUUUAGCUCAAGAAUUAAAUAUCCCUGUUGCAUACGAUAUUGAAACAGCUCUUGAUUUGUGCAUCUUUAAACUAAAAACACAAGUUUAAAUUGCUAUGUAGGCAGGAAAAAAAACAGUUAUACAUAUUGACCAUUCCAUGUCUCGCCUACGGUGAAUUUCUUUUUGAUUAUUAUUUCUACCUCUACAAAUGUUAUUACUUAUGUUAUUUUGAUCAUUCGACCAGUUAUUUUUCUUUAAGCAUUGUCUUAAAUCUUGUUGUAUUCUGCUUUGUUCUGUACAUGUUAUCUAAGUUAGCAAAAAAGAGAGUAAAAUAGAAUUGAAGUACUUUACCAAGUAAUUAGCAAAAUGUUUAAGCCUAUUAAUGCUUAAAUUAAAUUUACCUGACUGAAUUUAUUUAUAAUUUUCUUGAAAUGUGACUAUGAUCGUUUCGUUUUCUAUUCAUAGUAACUAAACUAUGUGAUUUUGUUUUACACUCUUAACAUCACAAUUCUAUUCUUUUUUUUUCACUUAUGUACAUAUCCAUGUAAUUACAAUAAUCACUUUACAUUUAUUUAUAUAAUUUUAAUUUCUUUUAAAUGUUUGUGUUUUUGUGUUAUUGUUUACAUGCUAUACACUAGUUGUAUUUAAUUUGUGUGUUUUUCUAAGUUGCUGCUCAUAUUUAUUUAUGAUUUUAACAAGUAAUUAUUAUUUGUUGUUUAC
Molecule: messenger RNA, 2934 nt
Organism: Schistosoma intercalatum
Lineage: Eukaryota; Metazoa; Platyhelminthes; Trematoda; Strigeidida; Schistosomatidae
Source: the annotation of a GenBank genome assembly